GGUGGGCGAAAGUGCUUUUCGGACUUGAUUCCGGUGGCGAUCAUUCGAUCGAAGUGUCAGCUCCGCUCUUUAGUCUCUAACGCAAUAUACUGAAUUGGGAAGUGUGCCUAGUAGGUGUCCUUACUGGAGUGGAAGAAAUGAAAACGAAAUCGGAACCGGUCGUAUGUCAGAGGAAAGAGCUGCCCGACUCGAGAGUUGUGAUGCGCAUCCGACCUUGAAUGAAGACAGAGCGGCAAGAGAUAAGCUUGAACCCGAAAAAAGUGAUCUAGUUUUUGGGAAUUAGUCUACGGGUUUACAAGUGGCUUCCGGUAAAUAAAAUCAUAAAAAAAACCUGGACUCCACUAUAACGAACUGUGCUUAUAGUGGAUGCCCACUUCAAGUGAUAAAAAGUGAAAAGUGCUUUUCGACGAAUGUUUUUUUUGGUUUUUUCCUCUUCUAGUAGGUAUAACUAAACCUGAUUGGUGAAUGAAGCACUGUAUGACGACUCCCUAGCUUGGUGAUCCAAAAAGACUGAUCGGAAGUGUUUCUCCCGUGUAAGUGUCUGUGAAUGUGUUUAUCGGUUAUGCAGUUGCUGAUUGGAUCGAAAUAGGAAAAUUGCAAAUAGCUUGACAACUGGAACAUCGUUGAAAAUUGAACAACUGUUGAACGAGUUGGAGUGAAUGAUAGCUAGCACAGCUUUAAAUGUUUACAAAUAUAUUGAGUGAUUUCAUCUGGAUCGAGUGGAGCGAUCUGUUGAACAAUUGAACCUGUGGUUUGGAAUUUGCAUUCAUGCUUGUUGGAUCAAGGUUAUUGCUGUAAAACGCUCGAGGUCCAACUGCCGGAAUCCAUCUGCAGUCCAGUAAAACUGGGUCUCGAACUAAAAUAGUAGUACUAGAUCGGGAUAUCUUCAAAGAAAAAAAAAAGUGCUCCCCGCACUGAUUUUUAAAUAAGUGGCAAAGUGGAAGAAAUUAUCUUCAGCUUAAAUCAAUCUCCAACGCUAUCCCUGCUUUUAUCCGCUGCUGAUAAAAGCCGUGGUAGCAAAACAAAUUGAUGUUCCCGCAUUGAAUCAAUUAUUGCUGUUCCCAUCCUAAUAUGUUCAUCAUCUUUUGUACAUAAUCGUGGAUGAACGGCUUCCAAGUUAGUUUUAGGCCGAAAAAGUGUGCGGCUAAUGUCUAUAAGUGAACUAAUCUCAUCGCGAAGAAGAGAAGAGCAAAAUCGAAUUAGCUACUACAUGGGUGCGUGUUUGAAAGAGUGAAAACAAAGAGAAAAAAUCCGACACAUGAGUAGGAAGUGAGGCAUAAAAAUUCAGUCCCAGGUGAUGGACCCGGUUUGAUUUUAUAGAAUCAUUUUGGGGCGAAAAAUUUUGUUCAUCAACUGUGGUACCGGGACCCUGGGCGCGUGCCAUUUGCGGGGAAUGGGGAUAGCAAUCCUACCGCAAUAAUAAUCAAUCAAAAGUGGACCACAAACGGGGAAAACAAUCAAAUCUGGCCACUGGCCGCCAGGUGGAAACCAACAAAAGGGAAGCAGAGGUACAAUUCGGACCCGAGAGAUGGGAAAUGCGAUUAGUAGUGCUUAUGAGGCCACGUUGCCCAGAAGGUCUCAACAGCAACGGCAACAGGAACAGCAAAACCAACACCACAACAGGUACUGUUUCGAUGCCAACUGUAAUGGGAAACGGUGCAACUAUGGGACCUCUGGAGCCUAUACGAUGCCCAGGAUUGGCCAGAGACAUCAAACCGAACAACAACCACAACCGACUCAACAAAAUCCAGAGAGCUCCCGAAUGCUGUUCCUGCUUUACUUGAUACACCGAACGUGGAAUGUUGUGGUGGACAGUGUUGAUACUAAAACGAAAAAAUCCCGUGCCACAAGCUCGUCGAACGAUUCGGGCGCCCCACGCAGCCAGUUGGAUGAAGCUUUCGAUACCGAUGUAAACUUAACCGAGCUAGAUGACGACUCCAGUCUGUACGGGUCCCAGUAUUCGUAUUGCAACUGUAGCUACUGCGAGGAGGAAGCAGACCGCAGCCAUUUCGAUAACGUCCGGGGCAAUCGGUUCUCCUUCUGCGACAGUGACAUCUCGUACUGUUCGUACCAGAUGGCACCGAGUGCGGGAAAGAGCCCUCCUGGGGCCACACAAAUCGGUCCACCGGAUUUGAACGAGAUGACCCUCGGAUGGAACUCAAAUAUCAAGCAGGAGAACCAAAGACCACCGGUAUUCAAUCCGGAGGACUACGUUAUUUCCCUGAAAAAAUAUGGCCGCCGAGGAACAAAUGGAAACUUCAAAUCCAUCUAUGACACAACCGGUGAUCCGGAUCCAAAAUCCGACAAAGUCCAGCAACAACAGCUUGCAGAAGCCAUGCGGUCGCAUACUCUACCACACAAAAAUUCAGAAUACCGGUCCCCAAUUCCGGCCCCACCGGAGAUGGACAGCGAAAUGACCCUUCGACAGUUUGGCUCGGUAACCGAUUUACUCACCAAAUUGAGGGCAGAUUUGAGAGCAUCGUUUCCAAGUUUCGUUCAAGAGUUUGUCUCCAGCCCUUUGGAUGGCGUAAGUCUGCUGCUCGAGGUCCUGCGUGCGGUCCAGCUCAGCCAGAGCAUGCCUUUCAAUGGAACCACCACAAUGCCGGCCCCCGGAUCGAUGCCACGAAUCAAUCAGUCGUAUCAACGGCGUGCCCUUCUGGAUGAACUAGCUUGCUUGCAAUGUUUGAGUAUAUGCUGCACUAGAAGUCCGGAAGCUGGUGCCCGCUUAGGAACAACUCCCAUUGGGCUGCUUCCGUUGGCCGCUGCAGCAACCGGAACAGGAAUCCGAUCAAGAAUCGUUGCUUUACAACUGUUGACAAUUGCGUGCGAUAAACAAGCACUGGGCGAUGGAACUCAGAGAAGUCAGUUGCAAGGACACACUGCGGUAUCGGAAGCAUUGUCCACACUUCGUCUGAGAUGUGCUGAACCGGUACGAUUUCGGUUAUUGGUUGGAAUGUUGAAUAGUGGAGGAGGAUCGGGAGAGUUGCAGGCUGUCGGAAUGAAAUUUGUUAACACUUUCUUGGAGAGCUCGGAAAGCGUUCAGGUUCGGCUGUACCUUCAGGCAGAACUUCACCAAGCAGGAUUGGAUCCUGCGCAGAUGUGCAAAGUUAUAUCGUCUACAUCUCCUUGGCUGGAGAAAUUGAGGGUGGAAGUAAAACGAUGGGAAGCGAUCAGGAUAGACAUCGACCAGCUCCAGUGUCAGGCCAGGUCUGCUGAACAAGUUCGAAGCCGAUUGGUGAUCUUAGAACGUCGAGUACAAAUUCUGCACGAAGAGAAAACUGUGCUGACGACGAUGGAGAGAAGAUUGCAAGAGCGUUGUGCCGAGCUUCAGAGGGAAAUCCUCAGACUCAAAGGUAACCAGAGCCAUGAAGCCUCGAACAGCUCUAGCCUGGAGAAGAGGCCGGUUGCUCUACCACGUCAAGUUCCACCUCAAGCCAAACGUAACACAUCCGAGAAUGAUGACGAAGGUAUUAGCAGCUCAGAAACGGGACAAUCUUCAACGCCCGAACCUCCACGAGUUUUCCCAACAAAGGAAGGAUCCACUUCAAACUCUCAUAAGUUCAGUAUAUCACUGAACCAAGAAAAUACGGUUCCAUCGCACGACGUAAACGCCAAUGAUGACGAAACCAAUGCCACCAUUGAAGAUGUUAUUGAAGAAUUGCAAAACAUCGUUAACGACGCAGAACGAGAAAUUUCGGACCAGAACGAAAUUCUGUAUCAGAUGAGUGAUCUUCCAGAUAAGUCUCUCUACAGUCUAGAAUUAAACAGUGAGAACGAAAUCGUACCUGUCAAUCUGCUACCUCAUCCUCCACGCAAAUCCCGCUCUCUGGCACAUCUCAUCUCAUCCCCAUCAGAUGGGGAAGGUUCGGGUUACGAUUUGCUACUGAUCAAUAACGAAAGCAAAAUUGAUUUCUUCGAGGAUCAAGAGCACGCAAAGACACCCAAGAAACCAUUCACUGACAGCAAUACUUUCUUUAACGAAGCUGAAAGAACCACAGAUCCCGUUCGACCGGAUGUCAUUCAUGCGGCCACUGAAUCUCAGGCACAUCAUCGAGGUCGAACCUCUACGAAGGAUUCUAACCGGGCCAUCCUAAACGUAAUCAUGGAUGCACGCGACAAAGAAUCCCGGAUGAUGAGAGCCCAAUCGCUAGAACGGGAAAUCCCACAACAAGUGCCUCCACCACAGCAAUUCAAUGGUGUAUUCUUCAUGACCGAUAUGAACAGUGCCGGAAAGUAUCCAAAACCGGACAUCACGGCCGCCCUAGAAGCCAAAAAGGUCACGAAAAACCUUGACCGAUUGGGAGCAUACGGAGUUGACUCCAUGGUCGACAUCGUCAUGAACAGUGAGCAAAGAGCGGCCCAAAAGUCGAAAUCUCGGAUCCCACAUUCAUCCGCAAACGGAGCAGCCAACAGUGCAAAAAUACACACCGGAAACGCCAAUUUCAAGCUUCGAUCCACUACCGGAAGUCAAAUGCACUAUCCCGGUAGCGGUGCUCUGAUCAGAGAGAACAGCCGCAGUCACACCAAUCUUGGUUCGAAAGUAACCGAUCUGCCCUCAGGGCUGUACUAGAGCAUUAUUUUACGAAAUGCUUUGCAAAAAUUUGUUUUAAAAUCACUUUUGUGCAAUAUUUAUUCUUUUACCUGUACUGUUUACCUGUUAAGCUCUAUUUUUAAAUGACAAAAGCAAAAGCACAUAUUCGAGAUGGUUGUAUCAAACACACUUAAUCCAGUGAUGGAGAUCGAUUGUAAAAAUAAUGAAAAAAUUCAAAACACAAAUCUAAGAUAUCAUUCUAGUUUAACAAAGAGGACCCGAGAAACGAAACACUUUCGAGGUGGCGGAGCAAAGCUGCUGAAUCUAUCUUACAUACAUCUUCACCUAUACGAGGGAUCACGAAUGGCGUUUCACGUACUUCCGUACCUUUACUUUGUCUUACUUCAGCCACAAGCCGAUGCCUAUCGGUAACGGUUGGGUAAGGAUGCAAUGUAUUUUUUUUUUCAGUUUAUAUGUUUGUUUUAAGUGUAAGGAGUGUUUUUACUAGUUUUUAUAAAAUAUCAUAAAAAAAAAGUGCUGAAUAAAAAGACAUUUGGAAUUAA
Messenger RNA from Uranotaenia lowii, 5094 nucleotides. RefSeq lists its product as uncharacterized. Gene Ontology annotation, biological process: cell migration; cortical actin cytoskeleton organization; regulation of cell shape. The record is from RefSeq and is a predicted model, not a curated record. The transcript has 10 exons. Gene Ontology annotation, molecular function: actin filament binding; small GTPase binding. NCBI's taxonomy places the organism in Eukaryota, Metazoa, Arthropoda, Insecta, Diptera, Culicidae. The coding region runs from base 1529 to 4570 and encodes 1013 amino acids. Gene Ontology annotation, cellular component: cytosol.